AUGCUACCGUUCCACGCACUUCUUUUCGUGCCCCUGGUGAACGCAUGGACAUUCCGCACCACCACCCCAGAUAACAAAACUGAGAUCGCCCGUGGCGAAGCCUUCCAGCCCUGCACGAACGCCACUAUCGGCCAGGACCGCCUGUUCACCUGGGAUCCCGAAGGCUCAGAUCUCUGCGUCUCGAUCUACCGCGACACAGAGUGCAAGUCGCGAGGCGGAUAUUCAUGUACUCUAUGGAGGAAGAAUGCGAGUGCCCCGUUCGAGGCUUUUGAUGUUAUGCUCGAGAGCGAGAUUGUCGCUAAAUCCUUGUCCGCCGCGUACUCGGCAACACACACAACCACCACCACCACCACACCCACGCCGGACCCUACUACUACUACUACACCCGUUCACUCCGCCUCUGCAACACCAACUGACCCGGCUGCGGCUGCGACCAGCGACGAUGGUGGUUCUUCCGGCUCUUCGCUGUCUGGUGGUGCUAUUGCGGGUGUAGUGAUUGGUGUCAUUGCUGGUGUUGCUAUUCUCCUUGCUCUGGCUGUCUUGUAUAUGAAGAGGAAGAAUAAGAAUAGUGCGCCGGUUACUGUCGAGCAUGGUGGUUAUGGGCCCCAUGAGGCGGAUGCGACGAAUUCUUCGAUUAGUGGUACUACGGUUAUUGCAGAGAAGGGAGGAGACUCGGCUGUGCGUGCUUUCAGACCUCCGCCUGGUUCGCGGGUUGUGGAAUUGGUCGGCGAUGAGAGGAGUGCUGAGUUGGGUUCGAGUCCGAUCAGCGAAAUGGAUGGACAGACUGCUGUUAAACCAUUCAACCGGGUAUGA
This is a messenger RNA of Penicillium bovifimosum, 813 nucleotides long. RefSeq lists its product as uncharacterized. NCBI's taxonomy places the organism in Eukaryota, Fungi, Ascomycota, Eurotiomycetes, Eurotiales, Aspergillaceae. The record is from RefSeq and is a predicted model, not a curated record. The transcript has a single exon. The coding region runs from base 1 to 813 and encodes 270 amino acids.